Messenger RNA from Closterium sp. Naga37s-1, 1845 nucleotides. The record is from the annotation of a GenBank genome assembly. Lineage: Eukaryota; Viridiplantae; Streptophyta; Zygnematophyceae; Desmidiales; Closteriaceae.
AUGUCGCGCCCGCACGAUCCCAGUGCCGCCCGGCCGCACCGCCACCUUCCCCGCGGCCUCUCUAGAUUCCUGGGUCGGUUGGUCGUACUCGCUAUAGUGCUCUCCUUCGUCUACGUAUUAGCGCUGCUGACGCGUCCCGCGUUCUUAUUCCGUCCCGCGGCGCCUGAGCGGCAGGCGACGGCGCUGCCGCAGAGCGGGUGCGAGACGGCGCGCAACUGCACGGGGACGCUGCUGGACCGACACGUGUACCUCAAACACGACGCGGAGUUCAGAUGGAAGGACACGGGGCAGCGCAUGCGCGGGCGGGAGAAGGGGGGGAGGUGGACGGGGUACAUUCUGGAGGUGACGCUGCACCGCUGGCUCAAUAGGUCCGCCACCAACCGCCACGUCUGGUGGCACUUCAUGACUCUCAUGGCACCGGACCGCAUGAGCAGGGCGCACAAGGGAGUGGUGAUGUUCUUCGUGGGGGCGGGGUGGAGCGUGCAGAACAAGCUGCUGCUGCCCAAGAAGGAUGAAGGCUUCUUCCGCCUCGCCGCCCCCCUGGUGGUGGACUUGGGCAUCCUGGGAGUCAUGCUGGACCAGGUGGGAGUCAUGCUGGACCAGGUGCCCAUGAUGCCCAUAGACUUCUACAUGGGGCCACCCGGAGUGGGCAAGGCGGUGAAGUUGCAGGAGGAGCAGAUCAUGGCGCACGCGACGGCCAUGUUUCUGGAGAACCCGAGCGACUACGAGUGGGCCAUGGAGUUCCCGAUGGUCAAGUCGGUGGUGCGCGGCUUCGAUGUCGCCCAACUCGCCACCCGCGCUCUGCUGCCCUCCGUGCCCGUGGAGGGCUUUGUGAUGAUCGGUGUGAGCAAGAGGGCUCUUUGCUCCUGGCUGGCUGCCGCCCUUGACAAGAGGGUGGUGGGGAUCAUAUCGUACGGCUACGAUUUCUUCAGCAUGGUGGCGAGCUACCGCCACAUGUUCCGCUCGCUGGGCGGCUGGCCCAUCCUGCUGCGCUUCCACGUCGAGUACAACAUCACCCUCAAGAUCCUCCAGCCGCAGUUCAACAGGUUCAUGGAGCUGGUGGACGCGUACAGCUACCGCGAGCGCCUCACCAUGCCCAAGCUCAUUGUCUCCGCUGCCAACGACGAGUUCUUCGCCCUCGAUGACAGCUACAACUACUGGGAGGGGCUACCAGAGCCCAAGUUCCUGAAGCUGCUGCCCAACAUCGACCACAUGGUGCUGCACUCCUCUCAGUGGGGCUACGACGCCUGCAUGUCCUUCUUCCUCGCGCUGCUCCACCACACCUCCUCCUGCGCCGCCCUGCCCCCGUCCAGCCGCCCCUCCCUCACCUGGCGCCCACCCACCUCCCCUUCCUCCUCUCACCAACCCUCAUCUUCACCCCCCUCCUCUUCCAAUCCUACCGGCAGCAGCAGCAGCAGCAGCAGCACCAUUGGGAGGGCGGGGCUGUUCUCGCUGGCGUUGGGGGGGCGCCCUGCUGCCCCUCCGCUGCUGCUGCCUUGGACCUGCUCCCCUCUGCUCACUCGCGUGCUCUGGCCCAAGCUUACGUGGCGCUUUGAUUGGCCCUCCUACACCAUCCAUGCCACGUCAGAGGUUAAGCCUGUGGCUGUGCAAGCAUGGACUGGGAAGACCUUCAUGGGCAGCAAGCGGCGCGACUUCCGGUUCAUUCUGCACCAAGGCAGGACGGGAUGUGUGCUGCCGUUCCAGGGCCCGGCGGGGAGCUACGUGAGCAGGCUGGGGAAGCUCUGUGUGCAACCCAUCGCCUUCUUCCAAGAUAAAGUCACGCCCCCUACAAGGAAGGACGAUGGCAAGUGGCAUUUCAGCGCCACUGUCAGCGACAUUCCCAAG